Messenger RNA from Drosophila subpulchrella, 621 nucleotides. RefSeq lists its product as uncharacterized. The record is from RefSeq and is a predicted model, not a curated record. Bases 86 to 550 code for a protein of 154 amino acids. The transcript has a single exon. Lineage: Eukaryota; Metazoa; Arthropoda; Insecta; Diptera; Drosophilidae.
UACACCAUUCAAAUACAUAUAUCACAUCAUAGCAUCAACUAAACAAUAAACAAAGAUACAUUAAGCACUCACCAUCCGUAUCACAAUGUCGGAUUACAAGUUUCUCUAUAAGAAAGAUGCCAAUUUUAAUAUCGACAACCAAUCGCAUCAAGAUCUCAUGACUCGCACAUAUGGUUUUUUGAAGGCGACUCGGUCAGACACUCCGAUUCCGAAGUCCCAGAGUGGCUUGAGCGCACAUACCCUGGUGGAAAGGUUGCACACCAUCCAUAAUAAGAUCGAUUAUCAAAUAGAGUCCGUAGCCGAUGAGAAAAGUUUUUCCAUAUCUUCCGAAGAACCCGUGCGCAUGGGAAAGUCGGCCUUCGAGCAGAAGCGUAAACUCUUCGAUACAGCUGAGUUUACUAUAGCUCGGGGCCUCAAACUAAGUGAAUUCUUUUGUCCCACCGAUUCUGGUCUUCAUCUGCCCAUUGUUCAAAGAAAUGUAGGACUCACCGCUUCUUUUGAGGAAAUGGAGAACUAUUGUCGCAAAAUGAAUAUUGCAUUGGACAAAUGAGUCGUUGCAGGGAUUUGCAAAAAUUAAUAUCUAUAUUUUGUUUGAUUACAACAAUAAACUUUCAUACUCUU